CUUCCAUCUUGCACUUUACCUUCACCUCCUCUUCCUAUCAUCACCCCUAAAGAAUGAGUCUUCGCACAUGAUGGUGAUAUCUCAGCUCAUGCGUGGAUAACAAACUCCUCGGAAAGACGCCAUUGGCCCGUAAAGAGGAGUAUGUUGCUCUUGUGCUCCCCUUACUUCGUCCUUCCCAGCCGCUCGAUUUCCUUAGCUGCAUUUGCAGCACUGCUUGUACGGGCUCCGAGCUGCGCAUGACGGCUUCGCGACAACGUUCAAGCCAUUGCGCGACAAUUACUAAUUUUCGAGCCGCAAACAGAUUCGCUGGACGAAAAAAACCCUUUCAAACGGUCUCAAUAAGAACAUUCGACCAAACGAAGCGACCAGCUAAUUAGCUGCUCGGCCACGCGCGCGCAAACCUCCAAACAACCUCUUUUUGUUCCUUGCGUUGGUAUCGUCGAACAAAUGCGAUUGCGCGCAAACUCGCGUUGUUUCUAUAAAUUCCACCGCAUAAAGUAAUUGGCUACCUCAGUCAAAUACUGACCAUUUUCGCGCUGAUUAUUUUACGUAUCGCGUGCGCGUGCGUUUUGUGCGAAGUGCUUGCAGUUGGAGAUUCUCUCUUACUAGUGGCCCGUUUCUCAAGGACCUCUCAGCUUGUCUGGACCUUGGUCUGGCGGGCGGUCACUGCAGCUCCUAGCACCAACCCCCCCAAUUUUCCAGCUUCGGGCCUGGCUUGGGUUUCCUGCCACCAGCUUUUUUUUGACAUCACCAGCCGGUGCCCAUCCUCUUGGGCUCACAUACACUCACCCAAUUUGACCCUCCUCACCUUUACUUCGCUCGCCUCAACAUUCCAGUUGGGCAAUUACACUUCUCGGUUCUGUCUCGAGUAGACUCAGUCCGGACUGAGACCUGGUCGUCCUUCCCGAGACCAUCACUGUCAUUCAGUCUGAAGAGGCCUCUCUAUUCUGAUCUGCUCACCCGUUUCGCAACUCGAAAAGAACCCGACUUUUGUACAACGCAUCAAGAGCUCCCCCACUCCACCCUCCCGAAACAUCCACCGUAACGCAACACCACACCGGCGCCCGCUGGUGAACCUUCAACUUGUCGAACUUUCGUAACCCAGUUCCUCGCCCUUUCAGCGCCGCAGACGUGACCAGAAUACGACCAUCAUCUGCUUCUUACGACCGUCACGACCCUAACGCGCCCACGACCCCUACCCAGCACCCGCAACGCCAGCAUUCAAGGACUCCAAGUCUUGGCUCACGACCGCUGUUUAAUCAGACGUCGGAUCCCAUUGAGCGGCUCUCCACGCCCCGAAGUCUUCGUCGAACCCCAAGAUUUGACGCACCUCCGACUCCAGCACCUGAGCCUCGCAAAGUCCAUAUCGCAGCUGCCUCCCUCGGUUUUGAACCCAAGGCGACCCUCGCACCCGUUGACAACCUACCGGAGAACCAUCCCACUGUAUUGGGACUCAUCCCCGUUCGUUCAGCACCGCAUCAAACUCACCGCCCCCGCCGACGGCUCUCACAGGACCUGACUGAAGAUCCUGACGAGGUGUCUUCGGAGCAUCCCCAAUCCCCUCCGAGACAGACUCCUUCCGUACCUGCAAACUAUCCAGAACCACACCCCGUGGUUAAGGUCUCCAAGCAUACCCACAGCGCCAUCCUCUUUGCACUCGAGGAGGCGCUGCGCAACCCCAAUCCUUUCACUCCAGAUCUCGAAGAGGAAUCCGCAAGCAUGGCCGAUCUUAUGGCUUCUGGAGGCAUGCCUCCAGUAUCCAAUGGCAAGCCAGCUGCCUCUCCAUUCCGCCCUGGCGCAACUCCUGGUCAAACGGGCUCACCCUCUGGUAUCAGAGGCCCAAGGAUGAUCAUGCAGGAGCGCGCAGCUCGGGAAGCGCGACAACGCGCCGAGGCAGAGGCGCAACAGCGCGAGAGAGCUGAGCAGGAGGCGCGCAUUUUGGAGCAGGCUCGGAGAGCGGAGGAACAGCGUAGAUCUGCUGGCGUUGCUGCUGGGCAGGUUCCUGACGCAGAAGCGCGUCAACCCAUGAACCCUCAGCGUCAGGCGCAAGCCGCCCCUGAUAACACAUCAGCCCGCCCCCGGGCGAAUACUACAUCACAAGUACCAGCUAGCCGGCCCGGGCGAUCUGGCACUACCAAUCAACCACCUCCCCAAACUUUCACGGGCCCAACUCCCGGAAACCAACCCAAUUUUGCUGCACAGGGCACUGAGAGCGGAAACCAGGGAGGGGCCAGUGGCUCAAAGACCCGAAAUUCUUUUCCUCAUGCGUUUGAGCGAUGGGAGACGCUAUCUGCGCACUGGGAAGGACUCACCAGCUACUGGAUCCGCAAGCUUGAACAAAACAAGGAUGAGUUGAAUCGGGAUCCUUUGAAUCAACAGCUCGCGCGCCAGGUGACAGAUCUAUCUGCGGCCGGAGCCAAUCUAUUUCAUGCCGUUGUUGAGCUUCAGCGUCUUCGCGCAAGUUCGGAGCGAAAGUUCCAGCGAUGGUUCUUCGAAACUCGAACUGAAUUGGAGCGCGCGCAAGAAGUCAAUGCCAUGUUGGAGGCUGCCCUGGACCAAGAACGUCGAGGCCGAGCAGAUGCUAUCCGAGAAGCUGUCGAGAAUGAGCAAGGAACUUCUAAAGCUCAGAAACAGCUCGCUGAGAUGCGCAAGGAGCUGUCCAUCUCUAAAGAGGAGGCGCGUCGUGCAUGGGAGGAAUUGGGACGACGUGAGCAGGAGGAACGUGAUAGAACGCUGUCGCUACAGUCAGGACAGCCUACUAUUGUUGGAGGCGUGCAAGUGGUUCCAAUGACACAUGGCGGUCCAAGCAGACAUCAAAGCAGCCGAGCUCAAGGGGCCUUUCAGACUGAGUAUGGAGCUGGCUACCCGCCUGAGACGACUUCCUCUCCCCAGACUCAGCCUCCAACAACAAAUGCUGGCGAAUAUCGUCAACAGGGUGGUGGCCUUCAAGCACCAGUAUCAGAGGGUGGUUACAGCGAAGAAGAGUAUGCAACGCCCGCUACCACCAACCCACCAAGCGGUAAACAAGAUUCUCCUUCCACCUCUACUGGAGGAGGAGGCAGUGGAGGGAGCGGAGGCCAAUGGACUGGCGCAUACUCAGACCCCCAAGACUAUUCCGGCCAAGGCUAUGGGACUCCUGGCUGGGAGACAGUCCCUCGCCAUCACCAUCCUACCCGGCUGAGUGAUGUCAUGGAAGAGGAGGAUGAACGCAGCCGAGCCAGUACGAGCCGUGUAUAGGACUCUGCGAGUUCAUGCUGAUGCGCAUGGCCGGCGUGUAUACGACUCUCUUUUCAAACAGUAAUUUAAUUGCAACCAAACGACACGUUCAUUUGAAGCCGGGACGAGUACAAAACAGCUAUGCUCCGGCAGAGCAAAGGAGAGCCCUAAUUUUUCAGAUCAGUUGUCAGUUACAGUUCUAUGUUGGAGCGUCGUCGCAUUAUUACAGCCAUUCCCGCUUUACAGCACUGGAAACUCGGUCCCAGGACGUGUUCUGACACCUGUACAUUCGACCGAAACGAGUUUCCAAGGCCAAGUCUGCAUCUAGAGAAGGUCUUCAUUAUGUCAUAAUAAUCCACACCAUGCCUGGGACCCUGUUCGAAUUGACCGCUUUUUGUUCAACCGUAUCUAUACAUCAGUUAUACACAUCGAAGCAGACUCGGGAUCACACAGCAAAACAGUUGCCUCGUGUGUUCUUACCUAUCUCUUUUAUUAUGAACUUAUCAUGAAAAGUUUCGGACGAUUGAAUCAAUAGCGACGAAGAGUUGUUGCGGAUAUGGUCUUUCCAUCACGAAAAGCUUCACUUCUGACCUGAUCAGUCCGGGGACAGCUUUUGCUACUAGGGGACGUUUGGAGUUGAUAUCUAUUGCAUGUAUGGUUUCCUUGCUAAAAUAAGAACGAGAUGAUGAGAUGUGGAGUUGAGGGUCUUGGAGUACGGAGUGCGUAUGGAAAUUGGAGUUAUUGCUGUUGUUUUUCUCACUCGCAUGGAUGACAGGAGAUCCUGGCCAACUAAUAAUUGCUAGAUGGGAUCGGUGUUGCAGGGCCACAUUCAUAAGGACUAGACUACAGGGUUAAUGUAAAUUUUCUAUGUUUUACGAUGUAAACAUUUGACCAAUUUCAAGGAACAUGUUGUAUGUUCGGGAUUGAUAUUGCAGGUGACUAGACCAACUGCAACUGCGCUCGAAGGCAUGUGUGAAUAGAAAAUGCAAAUACUCCAGCGGCAAUGCGUUGCCGUCGAUACUAUUCAUUCGAGCCUUAAAACGUAUAUAUAUGUGUGUGGACAUUGGUAUGCGAAGGGUUGUUUGAAACCCAGGAGCCUUGCCAUGGACACUAAUCAAGAAACCCAGAAGAAACUCUACACAAGAAAACGCCAUUCGUUCGCCUCUCUUACUCUUCACAACUCCGAAAGCUACAUAGAGAGAUAUUUCGUAUUCAUACAGCUGCGUCACCCCUUGUCUCAGCACCGUCCUGCUGAGAUGUGGUGCCCCAAGGAAAGCCAUCGCUGGUGCUAGCUUGUGAUGGCUGGCGGCUUCUGCUCCUGAACCAACUCAAUGAGAGGAUGUUACCAAGAGCGCCUGAGUCUGUGGAGCUCCUGUUUCUCUGGUAUCGACGGGCCUUGAGACCUGGAAAUCCUGUGCUCUUCCGCCUUCGUCGUGUAAGUCGUCGAGGUGUAGAUUCGGUGCUUGGCCCAGAUUCAUCCCCAACAGGGCAACUGGUGGAAGAUCUCUUGGUUGGGAGCAGAGGUGAGGACUCUGUAUGGCGCGGCAGUGUACUAGACCGUCUCCUAUUGCCUGGAGUACUGGGCUCAUCUCGAUCCUCCAACUCAUCCCAAAUCUCAGCUCGCUCAGCCCACCGAGGGGUCCUCUUGCGAGAGGGGACCAGUGGUGUUUCGUCAAUCGCGGGCGGGAAUGUUUGAUAUGUAUGUGGAAUUGAGUCUUCGUCUGCAACGGCAUUAUCUGAGCCAAGUAGCGACUCUUCCUCCUCGGUGUCCUCCACCAGUCCAAGACCAGGAGCAAGGGACGACUGUCCAACGCCGGGUGUAUGCUGCUCGUCGCUUAAUCGCCAUGAGAGUGCCAGGACACCCGAAAGCAGAAUGACAGUUCCUAAAGCGAUGAGACAUGCUCUUAGAGGCGAUAUUAGGCUUGUCUGGUUGAAAUAUAUCAAGCCGUCAAGAAUGGCAAUGAUGUUGUAGACGCAGAAAACCAAAGGGUAAAGAACCGAGGUUGAAACAAGUUUGAGACCUCGGUGUAAGUAGUAGAGCUGGCAGAGAGCCAGCGUGACGAGAGCUAGGACAAUCGCCCAAGAUUGCCAAUGUACGAACUGGUUACGUCCAGCAACGGUCUUGAUGACCAGCUCCACCGAGGACUUGGCAAACAACAGCGCAUGAGCAGAGAGAUCUCCACUGAUGACGCCGUAAGUAAUGCCUCGAGCCAGCCGAAACCGGGCGUCGUGUGACAGGCUCGACAUGCUGUUGAUUAGAUCAACGGCCAGCGCCAGAGUGAGGACAAAGAGCGCCUGGAGUAUCAUCCAGACAAUGUAUGGCCUUCUCGCCAUGAGUUCCAACAGCUCCUUCAAAUCAUGCGCCGGCGAAGGAAUGGCUCCGAAUAUAGCGAUCAAUACAGCACCGGUUGUGACGAGAAUCGUGCCGGACAAAGACCAUCUUGUGAAAGGUUCGCUGAGGAUCAAUGAUGCACAUAUCGAGUUGAAUACGAGGCCAGCAGCCUGCAAAGUCGAAAGAACGGGGAGCGGAAGUGUCGAGAUCUGAAUACUGCUUCCCAGCAAGUUUGCUACAAUAAACAUGCCCAUGCCAAUCUGCCACCUCCUCCUUCGGUAGGGUGGCCGUCGGACAUCAUGAGGUCCCUUUUCGUCCUCGAGUAUAUGCGACUUUCGCUGCAAGGUCAGACCUAGGCUCUGAACACUGGUCGAUAGCAGUCCAACAAUAAUUCCAAGCUACAGCCGCCAACAUUAGCACUUUUAUCCAUUCACACAGCGCUGUACGCGACGUACAGCUAUGCUCCCUCCAGAAGAGAUGCCGCCAAGCAACCCCAUUGCGCCUGUGCCAGGUCCGAGGUCAUCUGGCAAGGAAGAGUUGAGGCGAAUUGUUGAGACGUCGCAUAGGCAGUGUAUGUGGUACAAGAAUCGCUUCGUGUUACUGGACUAGGAAAGGGUGUGUUCGUUUCGAUAGAUUCAAGGGGAAUGGCUGGUUGAAGCGCUAGUCGUAGGUAACGCGGGAGGCUAUUGAGCUGCCGCCGAUCGGAGAGGUAUACCAGCUGGUGCUUUAUUCGAGAGAGGACCAAAGGAUAUAGAGAAUGAAUAUGAAUACCCAAUUUGAUGCGAUAAAUUCAUGUCUUGAAUUUAAACUAAUCAAUAGAAAGCCGGAGGCGGACAAGCUUGAGUCGUGCGUGGGACACCUGACGUGAGUAGAGUACAGUAGAGCAGAGAGGCAUGCAGCUCUAACACGGGACUAGUUA
Fusarium odoratissimum NRRL 54006 is the source of this 6467-nucleotide messenger RNA. RefSeq lists its product as uncharacterized. NCBI's taxonomy places the organism in Eukaryota, Fungi, Ascomycota, Sordariomycetes, Hypocreales, Nectriaceae. Bases 1720 to 3237 code for a protein of 505 amino acids. The transcript has 2 exons. The record is from RefSeq and is a predicted model, not a curated record.